ACACACACAAACCAUUCUCCUCACACUUGCAUAAAUUGGGUCAUUCUUCUUUUUGAGCUUUUUGAGCAUUUUGGAUUCUUUUGAUUUGCUUUUUGAUCAAAUUAUUGUAAAGCGUGAAGUGGGGAAUUAUAAUAUUAUGGGGGAGGGAAAGAGAAUGUGGAAUGUAAUUGUGUGUGUGGUUUUGGGAGUCAUGAGCACUAUGUUGAGUUUUGGGACAAGGGCAGAGCCACAAGUGCCUUGCUACUUCAUAUUUGGGGACUCUUUGGUGGACAAUGGGAAUAAUAAUGAGCUUCAGUCAUUGGCUAGAGCUAAUUACUUGCCUUAUGGGAUUGAUUUCCCCGGUGGACCCUCUGGGAGGUUUUCCAAUGGCAAAACUACCGUUGAUGUUGUUGGUGAGCUACCUUAGCUUCUCUCUCUCUCUCACUAUAUUCCUCCCUAUGCAACCGCAAGCGGCCAAGAAAUUCUCGGAGGAGUGAAUUUUGCAUCCGCUGCUGCUGGAAUUAGAGAGGAAACCGGCCGUCAACUGGGGGGUCGGAUCACAUUUAGAGGGCAGGUAGAGAACUACAGGAACACAGUUUCUCAAGUAGUGGAGUUGCUUGGAGACGAGGACACAGCAGCCAAUUACCUUAGCAAAUGCAUCUUCUCAAUCGGACUUGGCAGUAACGAUUACCUCAACAACUAUUUCAUGCCUCAGUUUUACAACACCGGCAAUCAAUACACGCCUGAAGAAUAUGCUACUGAUCUCAUUCAACGUUAUACUCAACAACUGAGGAUUUUGUACAAUUAUGGAGCAAGGAAGGUGGUCUUGUAUGGAAUAGGUCAAAUAGGCUGCAGCCCAAAUCAAUUGGCCCAAAAUAGCCAAGAUGGUAAAACUUGUGUGGAGAAGAUCAACUCAGCAAAUAGGAUAUUCAAUGCAAGGCUUAAAGGUGUUGUGGACCAAUUCAACAACCAAUUUACAGAUGCAAGAUUUAUCUACAUUGACUCUUAUGGAAUUUUUCAGGAUAUAAUAGCCAGUCCCUCAACUUAUGGAUUUAGCAACGUCAAUGAGGGUUGCUGUGGUGUGGGUAGGAACAAUGGGCAAAUUACUUGUCUGCCCCUCCAAACUCCUUGCGCAAACAGAAAUGCCUAUCUGUUUUGGGAUGCAUUCCACCCAACCGAGGCUGGGAAUGCUGUUGUGGCCAGGAGAGCUUACACUGCUCAGCGCCCAUCAGAUGCUUACCCAGUUGAUAUUCGCAGGCUAGCUCAGAUUUAGCAAUAUUAAGUCAAUAUUCUUGGACAGCAUUAAUGGCUUUCUCGUGUUUUGUUUUUUUUGUUUUUUUUUUUUGUAUGCGUUUCUUUUGGUUUGUUUUACUUAUUAUUAAUUGUUGCAGUUGUUCUUAAGGAAGUGUAGUACUCUAGGUCCCUUGGGAUUUAAACUUUCGUAAAAUGUAAUAUUUAGAGCACAUCCAAAAUUUGGCUUGUGGGAAAGACAUAAUGAGUAUAGUAUGAUGAGUCUCCAUCUCGUGUACCUGCCUCAAUAAUGACAACUAUGUGGCCUGCAUAUAUAUAGACAAAUUAUUGAAUAUAUCAUUGAGUAGUUGUAU
This is a messenger RNA of Morus notabilis, 1583 nucleotides long. RefSeq names its product GDSL esterase/lipase At1g29660. Lineage: Eukaryota; Viridiplantae; Streptophyta; Magnoliopsida; Rosales; Moraceae. The record is from RefSeq and is a predicted model, not a curated record. The transcript is spliced from 5 exons. Gene Ontology annotation, molecular function: hydrolase activity, acting on ester bonds.